AUGAUCUCUACUUGGAGUAAUAUUACUAAAUCACCAAUAUCAAUACACAAAAAAACUGUGGUUUUUAAAACAACUCCUAAGUUCUCUAUUACUCCUGAAUAAUUUAGGUCAAAACUAAAUUUAAGAUAGCAAAUUACACUAAAUCAAAUACCUUCUCCAAUUACAUCCUUGAAGAAAAUACCUAUACCUUAUAGUAAAAAGAAAAGUAGAAUUGAUGAUCCAUUACUUUUAUAUAGUCCUUUUAUUCUAGGCUCUCCAGUUCCUAAAGGAUUUAAGAAGUUUUUAGAUGGAGAGGUUGAUUAAUGCGAAAUGCUUAAAUCUUAAGUUAAAUAAAAUAGUCGAUAGAGUGACGUAUUUGCAUUUGGUCCAAGAAAGUCUAAAGUAAAAAGAGGAAAAACCAUUUAUAUUAAAAACUAAAAAGAAAAUGAGGAGGUUAUUCCAUCAAAGUUGAAGAAACUCUAAAAAUUGAUAGAAACCAAGAUACUCAAAAAAUAAUUACAAUAAACUACUUAAUCAUAAAAGAAAUCCGAAAUCGUUAAUAUUAUCUAAGAAAAAAAGCCUAUUCAACUUUCAAGUAGUGUAAAGAAGUUCAAAUAAAUGUAAAUGCUAUUUAUACCAAAGAAUCCAAUUGAACAAGAUCAUGAAACAUUAAGUUAUUCUAAGCUCAAAUUAAUUAAUGAAUCUAAUGAUUUGAUGAAAAAAAUAUAAGAUGAGUAAACACUUAGAAAUUUCAAUAAAUAUAAUUUAAGAGAUAAAGAGAAAAAAUUCAUAGGACAAUAUAAAAAAGAAAAAAACAGUAACCACUUAAAAAAUGUUGAAUAUUAUCCAUAAGAAUAAAGUACUCUAUCUUAAAAAGAUACAGCUUUAUAUAAUUAUUUAAGAGAAUAAAAUUGUAUUGAUGGAAGAUCUCUUUAUGCUAAUUAAUAAGGUAUAUUUACUUAUUUUAUACAGUAUCAAAGUCAUCUUAAUCAACCAGAAGGAGCAUAUUAUCAAAUCAUAGAAAAAGAUAACCAUUAGGAUAAUAGAAAAUUAAACCAAAUUAAAAUAAUGAUAGUUGUAUCUCUGCAGAUUUAUCUUUACAGUCUGUUUACGAAUACUUUCUGGAUGAUUUAUACACUGAAUAAAAAAAACUUGAAUCUAAAUUAAAUUUCUAAUAAGCAUUUAAUGCUGACCUUGAUAAAUAAAUGAAAACAAUUAAUAAAAUGAAAAAUAUCAAUUCACGAGUAAUUGAUUGUUCCUUAAAUAAAUUAUUCGAAACUUUAUGA
Molecule: messenger RNA, 1265 nt
Organism: Paramecium pentaurelia
Lineage: Eukaryota; Ciliophora; Oligohymenophorea; Peniculida; Parameciidae
Source: the annotation of a GenBank genome assembly